Messenger RNA from Gadus chalcogrammus (walleye pollock), 2246 nucleotides. It is a transcript of the gene tbx21, whose product is annotated as T-box transcription factor 21. Gene Ontology annotation, molecular function: RNA polymerase II cis-regulatory region sequence-specific DNA binding; DNA-binding transcription factor activity, RNA polymerase II-specific. Gene Ontology annotation, biological process: lymphocyte migration; cell fate specification; regulation of transcription by RNA polymerase II. NCBI's taxonomy places the organism in Eukaryota, Metazoa, Chordata, Actinopteri, Gadiformes, Gadidae. Gene Ontology annotation, cellular component: nucleus. The coding region runs from base 321 to 2246 and encodes 641 amino acids. The transcript has 6 exons. The record is from RefSeq and is a predicted model, not a curated record.
CACCAGCACGUCCGAACCAACACUAAAUCAACUAGACAUUCAGCUCCAAACGCUCGUGCGUAAAGAGACAUUACGACCAGUAAGUAAAGGACCCUCGUGCGUAAAGAGACGUUACGUCCAGAGCUCCCCUGGUUCUCCCGUGCGGUUUAAGGUUUAAUUCCUGGGGGUCCGUGUCGUUGAUUCAGGAGGAUAAAGUUGGCCAUCGUCUCGCGGGGCUGCAGAUCUUCCAGCGCACGCAAUCCCCCGAUCGGGUCGCGAACAGAACGGGACCUGCGCGGACCACACAUGACCGCGCGCCCCGGCCGCGAGUGGAGCCUCAGAUGGGCGGCAGAGGCGCCAGCCUGUACCUCAGCAUGUUGAACGGGACGGACGCUCCGACCUUCGGAAAGGACUCCGACUUCAGCCUCCACUUGCACCGCGGCGGGAAGGAUCUAGCCGACUUCAAGAUGGGUAUUCAGGACGCGCGCUUCUACUACCCGGACACGGUGCCCAGCGGCCAGGACUCGCUCGCGCUGCCGUACCACCCGGACCCGAGCGGCGGGGGGGGUUUCGGCGGGCAGCAGGGGCGGCUCUACCCCCAGAGCCUCGCGGGCGGCGGCUGUCCGUUCGGCGGGGUGCGCUCGCCCUCGAGUUAUAUCCCAGCGAGCACCGACGGGUUCUCGAGCGCCGGUAAAGACGUGUACCCCCCCUCGCCAGAGAAUUACCCCGCCUUUCAGCAUGGCUACCCCCGCGCGCCCCUGUACCCGGUGCCUGGGCUACAGGUGUGCGGGAAGACACACGCGCUCCUCAAUAACUAUCCGCUCUGGGCCAAGUUCCACAAGUUCCAGAACGAGAUGAUCAUCACCAAGCAGGGCCGGAGGAUGUUCCCCUUCCUGAGUUUCAACCUCAGCGUGCUGGACCCCUCGGCCCACUACAACGUCUACGUGGACGUGGUUCUGGCCGACCAGCACCACUGGAGGUACCAGGGAGGCAAAUGGGUCCAGUGCGGCAAAGCAGAAGGAAACAUGCCCGGAAACAGGAUAUACAUGCAUCCCGAUUCCCCCAACACAGGAGCCCAUUGGAUGAGGCAGGAAGUGUCGUUUGGCAAGCUGAAGCUCACCAACAAUAAGGGCGGGACUAAUAACACGGCACAGAUGAUCGUGCUGCAGUCACUGCACAAGUACCAGCCGCGGCUCCAUGUGGUGGAGGUGAAGGAGGACGGUUCAGAGGACCCCUUCCUGAGCUCCAAGACCCAGACCUUCGUGUUCCCUGAGAGCCAGUUCAUCGCCGUCACGGCCUAUCAGAACGCAGAUAUCACCCAGCUGAAGAUAGACAACAACCCGUUCGCCAAAGGAUUCCGUGACAACUACGAUACGCCCUACGCCCCCCUGGACAGCGAGCGCCUCACCCCCUCCCCCCUCGGCGAGAGCCAGCAGCUGUUGCCCGGGACCUGCUACCCCCAGGCCUACCUCUCGGACCAGUACAUGAGCCCCCCCCAGGCUCGCCUCUACGGCCGCGAGCCGCUCGGCAUGGGCCAGCAGCCCAAGGACCCCUCCCCCGGCCCCCACGGCCGCACCUGGUACCUGUCCCCCCAGCAGAACAUGGCCCCCGGCCGCCUGGACUUCCCCUCCUCCUACGAGACGGACUUCACCGGCAACGGCUUCUACAAGUCCUUCCCCCUGCAGACGCCGGCCCCCCACCACCCCCACCACCACCACCACCACCACCCGGCGCUGGGCUACUACCCCGACCACACCUUCGCCUCCCCGGGCGUGGCCGUCUCCGGGGGCUCCCCGGGGGGCUGGUCCGCCGGCCGGCCCUCCUCGCAGUACCUCAGCCCCCACAGUAAGCCCCCCCCCAGCCUGGGCUGGUUCCGGCCCGUGUCCUCCUCCUCCGCCUCCUCUAACUCCUCCUCCUCCACGUCGCCCGGCGGCGCCCGGCUGCCCCCCUCGGGCCCCGCCCUCCUGGAACCCCUCCCCCGGGGGCCCGGCCCUCAGGAGAAGGCCAAGGAGGGGGGCGGCGGGGGGCUGCCGGGCGAGGACCCCUGGCUGGAGCCCCACUCGGUGAAGUCGGUGGACUCGGCCGACUCGGGGCUGUUCGAGGGGGGCGGGGCCGAGAGCAAGAAGAGGCGGGUCUCGCCGUACGCGUCCAGCACGGAGAACUCGCCGCCCAUGCGCGGCGGCGGCGGUGGCGGCGGCGGCGGCGGAGAGGCCUGCGAGAAGGAUGGCGCCGGUGACGCCGGGUACUUCGGCUUCUACUCCCACUGA